Molecule: messenger RNA, 1491 nt
Organism: Pestalotiopsis fici W106-1
Lineage: Eukaryota; Fungi; Ascomycota; Sordariomycetes; Amphisphaeriales; Sporocadaceae
Exons: 2
Coding region: 1-1491 (496 amino acids)
Biological process (GO): protein phosphorylation
Molecular function (GO): ATP binding; protein kinase activity
Source: RefSeq, a predicted model, not a curated record
AUGGUCCACAAACCCGAUUCACAUGAGCCUCUUCCUGAGAUCGAUUUCGAGCCCUUUGAACAAUUUGCAGCUUUGAACAGAUCUUUAAAGUACGAGUUUGGAGCCGAAAAGUUCCCGGGUCUCUGGAAAGUCAGUCGAAAGAGUGAUCGCUUCGAGUUCCUUGCUCGCGAUGUUAGUCAUCGACUUCAAGAUGCCGAGGGCAAUCCGACACCACUGUCGCACAUAUUGCAUCCAAAUGAAUGGAACAUCAUGACUUCGAUACUGCGCCUGCUGAACCACGAGAACCUGAUCAACCUCGUUGACUGGAUCCAGAUAGAAACGGCACCGAAUGCAAACCUCACCCUGCCCCCGCGCGACUUCUUCAUCUGGGAUUAUUGCAAUGCGGGAACUCUAGAGAACAUGCUCUUUGACACAAGGCACACGGCCAAGUCAGCGAUCCAGAUUGACCAGGAGGCAAGAGAAAGACAGGAACGUAUUGAACUGGGGCAAGACCCAGACCCAAAGCCAGAGCCCCAGCCAUUCUUGCCCGAGGCUUUCUGCUGGCAUGUUCUUUGCUCUCUGCUCAGUGCCCUGGCCUGGCUGCACGAUGGCAUACGCGAAGACUGGGACGUGAAGGAGAAUGAUUGGGUCACCAAGUAUGCCAAUAUCGAUUGGAUGACCGUGCUUCAUCGCAACAUUACUCCAAGAACCAUUUGGUUCUGCCAUCCACAGACACCCCAUGAAAGCUUUGGUCUUUGCAAGCUGGGCAACUUCAAGCACAACUACAUCUCUGGGGUGUAUAAUGGCAUACUCGACGACACGCAAGACCCUUCAUUGGAUCAGAUAGCCAUGGCCCCCCAGAUGGGUGUACCCCACACACUGGCAGAGCUGCGAAACAAUUAUGAGCGCGAUCCCAUGCAUCCACCUGGGCCAGAUCAGACUUACACCAUUACGAGUGAGUACCGCGCAGUCGCGGACGUCAUCUCGUCAAUGAUGAUUCACCCGAUAGAAACCCACAUAGCCAAUCGCCACUUUGACAGGGUUCGGCAAAUGACCCAGGCUGAGUGGACGACUACAAUAGGAGCGGCGCCGUACACAGAUGUGCUCAAGAACUUUGUGUUUUCUCUCUAUGCACGCAGGGAGUAUUUCGACCUGGCGGACCGGAACACGCCGAAUGACAGGAAGCAUAUGAGUUGGAAGUUGUACAAAGAGGGCCAAGACUUGUAUCAAAAGUUCCGCACCGUCAAGGACGAGGGUAAGGCAACCAUCACUACGACACACGUACAGAUUGAGCAGUGGAAGCGUGAGAAGAGGGCCGAAGACGAGGAGAUUGCAGAGCAGGAGUACACAAAGGGGCUGGUCAAUUACUUGCAAACCACCAACAGAUUCGCAAAGCCCAAGCCGGAUCCUACACCGCUGGACAAUCUUCUGGCCGACAUCAAACAAACUUGCAAGGAGGUCGACAGUUCAAACAUAAGACAUACGCAAUUCCUAUGGGGAUACCACCUAUGA